UCACUGGAGCGUGUGGAGUGUAUCCUGUUCUUUUGUCUCUCCACCUGUCCCGUGCGUAAUUUCACUUUCAUAAUACCGGUGAUCGACAAAGAUCUUAUGAGAGCUGUGGGUUCACAAUCCUGUUGAUUCCCAAUGGCAGACGGUCUGCCUUCAGGAUUACUGGAAGCAUGUAUCGUUGUUGGACCUGCAAAUGAUAAACUGAAGGAGCUGUCCCAGUCUUUGCCGCACUUGAAUGGAAGUCUUCUACCGCUGCUGGAUCCUGAGGUCCUACAGGUCCAUGCACCCCCAUUUGUGUCUAAAGAGAGUCUCAGUGAACCAGCCGAGAGAAACUUCAGCCAGACCCAGCAACAGCGCUUCUUCAUUAAGAAGAAAAAUGAUAGGCCUGGUAUUAAGGCUGGAAACCCCAAAGAAGAAACCACAGAGAACGUUAGUGUUCCCAAAGACCUGGAUCUGGUGGCUCUGCCACAACUCUGCUUUCCAGGUGGGCUUCAGAUAACUAAGGAGCAAAAGGAUGAACAAUUUCACUUCCUAGUCUUUACUGACAUGUUUGGAAACCAGUCUCAUGGAGUAGUUCUCCAGUACUAUAGAGCAAUACAGGAAGGGAUGCAGAAUGGACAUCAGUCCUUGUACAAGUCUCCGCAACUCUACAUUGCUUAUGCAGUAUGUGUUAUAUCAAAACACCCAUAUUACAAUGCACUCAAAGACUGUCUGUCUAGCCUCUUAUUUCAGCUCAAAAUCUGUCAAAUGACUGAUAUGGAAGAGCAAGUGAGGGAGUUCUCUGCUAAACUGGCUCUAGUCCCAGUUCCUCCUCCUGGUCAACUGUAUGUGAUGUUCACCUUACGACCUCUGACGAUUGUCCUUCCAUCCAGAGAAGAUAAAUAUCAUCCUGUUAUCGACCUGGACUUACAUCUUCCACUCCUCUGCUUCAAGUCCAGAGAGCUGCUGCAGAUCAUAGCCUGUAUACUCACAGAGCAGUGUAUGGUGUUCUUUUCCUCGGACUGGGCCAAACUGACCCUGAUCGUAGAGUGUCUCAUGCUGUAUAUUUGGCCCCUGCACUGGCAGCACCCACUGGUGCCUAUACUGUCUCAACAUAUGCUUGACUUUGUUAUGGCACCGACUGCCUUCCUCAUGGGAUGCCACAUCAGCCAUUAUGAGGACGUUGCCAAGUUAACUGAUGACCUGAUUCUGAUCGAUAUUGACGAGGGAACCGUGUCCUGCUCUGGCUGUCAUCACGUUGACGUCCCUGACACCCCACAGGCAGCUGCUCAGCGUUUCAAGUGUCGAAGGAAAGGUCUUCAAUUACACUAUGACCUGGAAGUGGUUCAUCAGAGAAUCUGUAGCAAUCUUAAUGAGCUGCGGAUGCAGAGAAAGCUCUGGCAACACAGGCUCAAUUUGGAAAUACAAAACAUCACCCUGGAGCUCAUCGUUAACAUGUUUAGAGAUGUCAGUGAUUACCUUAAUAUCGAACACAGAGUUUUUAACACUGAUGAGUUUCUGAAGACCAGGGAGCCAGGCGACCAGCCAUUUUAUAAAAAGGUCUUGGAAACACACAUUUUCCACUCAUUCUUGAAAGAACGUUUGAAUGGAAAAAUAGAUCAAUUUACCCAAAUGGAGCUUAGUUCUCAGACAGAAGACCAAAAAUUGAGUAGAUCGAUGGAUUACUCACGCAGACCCACUAUAAAGGAAAUAGUUUCGCGAAAUGGUUCUUUAGACAGCGGUUUGAGUGAACGCUUGGGCUCAAGUCUCCCUGACUUGGACAACAUGAAACACCUGAGUGUCCUCAAACAGAUGUCUCCAACUAAGAUCAUUCCUGAUAAGCCUAUGAAUAUACCAGUCAGGCCAGUCAAGAUCUUCCAGCUUCCAGAAUUCCCUUCUCCAUCGAACCACCCCAACAUACUCCAUUACUUUGGAGAUCUUAUCCUCCAGCUGAACAAAGUCAUAUCAGCUGCACCACCUCAGGAUUCCUCCCUGCUAGCAAGAUACUUGUACCUGCGCGGCAUCAUCAACAUGCUGAGUUCUAAGCGCUUGGAUGCCCUCAGCGACUUCCAGGACCUCUACAAAACAGAUAUUGAGAUUUUUCCUGGAGAGCUGGUGAAGACACUGGUGGACUCUCUGCAGAACGAGGAGAAAGUCCAGGCAGAGAAGAGAUCUGAGCUCAAACGGCUCAUCUGUCAGGUGAAGAACAAUGAAAAGAGCGAGCAUGGGGAAUCGGACUAUCACGUGAAGAAGUUCGAGCUGCCCAAGAGCCCCAUGCAGCUGGAGGAGUUUGUGAAGUGCACUCAGCAGUCUGGUAUUGUGCGGGACAUGGCCACUUCACAGAGACUGUUUGAAGCUCUCACUGUCGGUGGGCCGAUGCAUAUUCAUCCAGAGAUGUUCAGAGUGUUUUAUAACUUCUGGAAACAGGCAGAGGCAGAAGCACAGGACAUUGACCUGCCUGCUGAGGUCCUGGAACGCCUAGACAACAGUGAGUGUGUGUACAAGCUGUCCAGCUCUGUGAAGACUAGUUAUGGCGUUGGUAAAAUCGCCAUGACUCAGAAAAAGCUCUUUCUGCUGACCACAGGCAGAUGUGAAUACGUUGAGAUUACCAAGUUUAGGGACAUUGAGGAAGUAAAGAUCUCCACUGCUUCAUUCCCGCUUUUGAGGAUCCCAUCUCUAAAGAUCAAGAACAGCCGAAGGAGAGAGAUAUUUGAGGCUAAUUUAAAAUCUGAGUGUGAACUGUGGAACCUGAUGGUCAAGGAGAUGUGGGCUGGGAGAAUGAUGGCAGACAACCAUAAGGACCCCCAGUAUGUGCAGCAGGCACUGACCAAUGUCCUGCUUAUGGAUGCAGUGGUGGCCUGCUUACAGACACAGAAGGCUGUUUGUGCUGCCUCCAAAUUGGCCUAUUAUGAAAAGCAACGGCAACAAGUGCCCAUGAUCAUCCCCAGACCCACAGCAGAGGCUCUGAAACACAAGAUCAAUCCGUCCCAGAACAUGACGAACCCUCAGUCUGUCGAUGUCUUGCUCUACACUCCAGGCCAGUUAACUUUCCCAGACAGAGAUGUGGAUGGAAACCCUAAGCUCUGGUGUGCCCUCAGCUGUGGGAAAGUGGUUGUGUUUGAUGCUGUCAGUUGGUCCCUGAAGCAAAACUGCAUUCAUUUAGGAGAAUCUCGACUGAACUGCAUGAUGGGAUUGGACCAGGAGCAGGUGUGGAUUGGUUCUCAGGACUCCGUCAUUUACAUAAUCAACACUUGCAGUAUGCUGUGCCAUAAACAGCUGACUGAGCACCGUGGAGAGGUCACAGACUUCGCCCUGGAGAAAAUGAACCCUGAGAACAGAUCAAGCCAAGCACAGGUGUAUUCCUGUAGUGCAGAUGGCACUGUGAUCAUUUGGGACGUCCCUUCUCUGAAGGUGAAGAGGCAGUUUCAUCUGUCCUGUGACAGACUGCAGUUCAUUCAAGUUUACAAUGAUGCCUUAUGGUGUGGUGCUAGGGAUUGUGUCAUGAAGCUGAGUCCCAGUGGAGCUCUGCUUUGUAAGAUUUCCCUCCCAGGUGAAGUGAAAACCACAUCCUUCAGCAGGGUCGCACUGCUUAUGGAGAAAAGACAGAUCUGGACAAGUUUCACAGACUCAGCAGAGCUUUGUGUAUGGGACUCCAGCGACCCCGUCAAACCACCUAAAUGGGUCAUACUCCCCAACUGUAGUGGGGUCACCUGUAUGAUCAGAGUGAAAGAUCAGGUCUGGAUUGGUUGUAGUGGUGGGUCAGGCCUCAGUAAGGUUGUGGGGAAGAUCUUUGUGUUGGACUCUGAGAGCCUGAUGGUUGAGAAGGAGCUUGAGGCCCAUGAAGACACUGUUCAAACUCUCUUCUCAGCAGAGGACCGAUACAUACUCAGCGGCUCUGCAAAACGUGAUGGCAAAAUCGCCAUCUGGAGAGUAGAUUAAACAAGCUGACACAACUUGAUUGUAAGUUUUAUCAGCUUCAUAAACAGGUGCAUCAGUAUAUGUGACAUGCAAGUUGUUCCUUAGCGGUCUAAACUUAGGGGAAGAGAUGUAUACGCAGUUUCCCUUAAAAAGUGUCAUGUAAUCCCAUUAGGCUUUGGUGAGAAGAGCUGUUUAUACUGGUUUUGAUUGGAGUUAGCCAAUGAUGGCACUAUGACAACCAACUAGAGUAUCCUGAAGGUUGCAAAAACUUAUCAUAAGAGAGUGAAACAACUACUUACUACAAGGCUUUUUUUUCUACAAAUAGUCCUAUGUUAAGAACGCUAAGAUCUCAACGGUCGCUGUGGAAAUAUAUUUUUGUAUUGCCUGAGUAUAAGCAAAGCUGUAAAAUAUCAAUAAGUUUAUUAUAUCUUUUGGAAUUAAUUUGAAAGCUUUCAGUCUUUUGAGAGCUGUUCUUAUUCCAAGAAAGCUGAAUAUAGAAUCGGGUGAGGUUUGUGGAGCUGCCAUGUACACAAUUUCCUGAAAAGCCCUGGAUCAAAGGGAAUUGAGGUCCAAACACCAGCACUGCCUGAGGAUGGACUGCAGCCAUAAUGAGUAGAUUGUGUAACAGUGUGCCAGUCCUUGUGGUGUCGCUGGAGUGGCUUGUAAGAUUGUAUGAAACCCUCUUUGAUAGACACUACUGUCUCGGUUUUUGUUAUUGUAGAUCUGUAUUUAUUUUAUAUCUGAAAUGUUUUAGGGAAUCUCACACAUGCCUGGGUUGUGUUAAAUAUCUUGUUUUUUUUGCUUCUUCUUUUUAUAAUUGCAUUAAAGGGUUAGUUCACCCAA
This is a messenger RNA of Sinocyclocheilus rhinocerous, 4737 nucleotides long. RefSeq names its product DENN domain-containing protein 3-like. NCBI's taxonomy places the organism in Eukaryota, Metazoa, Chordata, Actinopteri, Cypriniformes, Cyprinidae. Gene Ontology annotation, molecular function: protein binding. The transcript is spliced from 25 exons. The coding region runs from base 133 to 3915 and encodes 1260 amino acids. Gene Ontology annotation, biological process: regulation of Rab protein signal transduction. The record is from RefSeq and is a predicted model, not a curated record. Gene Ontology annotation, cellular component: cytoplasmic vesicle.